AUUCAAAUCAGAAAACGCGUGAGGACUAAAAAAAUGGCCACCGACUGUACGGCUACUAUCUAGUCAAUAAUUAUUAUCUCUCCCUCUUUAGCCCUUACCUCCACCUUAUGGGUUUGAUGGCGCCCAGACCGCAUUGCUAAUGGCUACCCAUUUUUUGCAGACUUGUCUUCACAAUUUCCUUGAUCAUGUAGUAGACUUCUUAAAAAUCAUCCUAACAUCCAAAACUUCUUACCUUUGCGGAAUCGAGCAUGAAAUAGAUAGCAGAAGUAAAAUAGACCGUCACAUUUUAAUUCUACUUACGAAAACUAACACAACAACAGAUUAGAAAUCAGCAGUGAGAUUUGGCGGCAAACACUUCAGUGUUUCAAAAACAGAAUUUUUGCGUCCAUUAUAGUUCGUCGAAUAUAAAUUCAAAAAGCCAUUACAUUGCAUUGUUGGAAUGGCAAAGUUUUCAAGCGCAGAACAACGAGGAUAUAGAACACGUAUGACAUGUGGAUUUAGGGAGGGCUUUAAUCCCUCCUUUUCUUCACAAGUGUUCUAUUUCCAUAGAACACCAGGUUUCUUGCCAUGUGCAAAGGGAUUAUAUCGUCUGGAGCCUUGCAGUCUGCAGUUCAGAGGACACAAAGGAAUCGAAGAGGCUUGGUUUUGUCAUCGAAUUAAAAAAAGAAAAACCUUUGACAUAAUGAAGCACAUUUGUACGAUUCACACUCAACGUUUAGUCGAUUUGAAGUGUUCUCAGAUCCAUUUGACUGGGUCGAUUACAGGAAAAGAAGCUUGCUACUUCCUUAUUUCUCAUCGAAAUCAAUUACUUUGUAAUCCCCUACAUCAGCAUCAACAAAAAAUAUGCGUUCUCUAUUACCCGGAACAAACGUAUGGCGACCCCAGCCUUUUCCAAGAUCUAGCUCAGCUUGGUUUGAUAUCUUCGUCAUCCAAAAUAUUUACUCGAGCAGCUACCAUCGAAGACAUUCGUCAAAGUAUCGCUUUUACCCUUUCUGUUCGUCUGACUACUGGCUGGAAUCCGGUUGGAAAAUGGCUGAUUCACAAAAAUCAGCGGAAUUUCUUAGACAUGGAUGACAAAAGUGAUACCUUUCAAGCGGUCAAAUUUGAGAUUCGAUUAUCAGAUGGUCGUGAUAAGGUGGAAGUGUGGGCCCAUGGCGGAGAACUCAAAUUGUAUCCAAUUACUCCCCACGAUUUAGUUCUGAAAUCCGAUGAACUUAUCCACUUCAAGGAAGAUCCCAACGCUGUGAUUAAUUUUCAAUCUACACCGCAUCACCGAUUUUUCUAUUUGCCAAAAAUUAGAGUCGGCUCACUAAUGUCUGUCUCGCGUCAAUUGCCUGACUUCUCACCAUUUAAGGAUUAUGGAGAACUGUGCAAUUAUUGGAAACAGCAGUAUGGGUACGUGUUACCAGAAACUUCUACAGGAAUUGUUUACUUUAACGUGGCAUUCACAAACCAAGAAUCCCCUGGUAUCAUCUAUACGUACCCUUCAUGUUGUGUUUUUCUUGAGCCACCAUUACCUCUUGAAACACCCAGAAAAAUAUCUCUAUCCAUCGUCCGCCAAUUCUGGCGCUGCUUGGAACCGCUCCUCUCAUGCUUUCCUGGACAGACAACACCCAAUCACUGGCUGAUCGAUUCAUUUUCCAGAAUCCCGUUACAAGAGCAAUUCGCAGAAGAUCUUGAGAAGGACAUAAAAAUGAAAACUCUUUUGGGAUCCGAAAAACAGAUGCACGGCAUUUCGAAAUACUUUCCGCAGCCUCCGAUUGAUCGUUUUAUGUGGAGAGAAGAGAAAAAAUCAAAUCUCGAGAAAAAAUCCAAGUUACAAAAAACGUCGGUUACUCAACGAGCCAACAGCCAUACCAUUACACACUACUUUUCCUCGCAAAAUCCUAACGUGAAGAUCCGCAGAACGGCCAACAAAGUUACAUUUAAUACUUAUUUUUCUGUAGCCCGUUUAGUACCGCCUACCAGACUUGUCUUCAACGGAACCUAACCCUAACGAUCUUAAGACGGAUAUUUAAGCCGUUAACAGUUUCCAUCCAAAGAUGCUCUUAAGAAAUCAUAGAAGCAAGCGUUGUCAGAAUACAUUUUCAGUGCCCCACCAAAAAAAAAAAGUUUUUUUUAAAUACAAUUUUCUUGUGUAAAUGA
Messenger RNA from Daphnia magna, 2145 nucleotides. RefSeq lists its product as uncharacterized. The record is from RefSeq and is a predicted model, not a curated record. Bases 440 to 1990 code for a protein of 516 amino acids. NCBI's taxonomy places the organism in Eukaryota, Metazoa, Arthropoda, Branchiopoda, Diplostraca, Daphniidae. The transcript has 5 exons.